Molecule: messenger RNA, 450 nt
Organism: Fusarium musae
Lineage: Eukaryota; Fungi; Ascomycota; Sordariomycetes; Hypocreales; Nectriaceae
Exons: 2
Coding region: 1-450 (149 amino acids)
Source: RefSeq, a predicted model, not a curated record
AUGAAGCCUGCUCUUAUUGGCCUUGGCAGUAUGGUUCUGCUGGCUUCGGCCGCUCCAGUUCCUUCUGGCUCGCCCUCAUCUCUCGGCCCAGCCAACGAUGGACUGGCUCUGGAAAAGAGAGCUGAGCUCGACCCCGCCAGCCUAGAAACCCUUACUGGCGAUGCGCUUGAGAAGCGAGCCGCCAACAGAAGGAUGAACAUACCUAACCACGUCGGCACUGCGAUACAGAACCUCGGCGCCGUUAUUGUCAAAGCCAUCGUUGAUGCCGCUGGCGACCUUAUCUUUCAAAUCACCAAUAAUGGUGCAGGCCCUGCGAAGGUGUCACUUCGCGAAGUUGGCAUGGGGCUGGACGCUGCAAAUUUGAACAUUGCUGCUCAUCACACUAUCAACUAUGAUCCACUUGGCGCAAUCAACCCAGGCGAUUCGAUUUCAAUCAACUUUCAGAACUAA